Nelumbo nucifera (sacred lotus) is the source of this 1844-nucleotide messenger RNA. RefSeq names its product beta-glucosidase 12-like. Gene Ontology annotation, molecular function: beta-glucosidase activity. Lineage: Eukaryota; Viridiplantae; Streptophyta; Magnoliopsida; Proteales; Nelumbonaceae. The record is from RefSeq and is a predicted model, not a curated record. Gene Ontology annotation, biological process: carbohydrate metabolic process.
AACCCAAACCGGCUGUUAUGGCAUUUCAAAGCUUCCCCCUGCUCGGCCUGCUUAUCCUUGUCGACUUGCUGGGUCGAUCUGGGGGUGCUGCACUGAGUAAUGAUUCCUCAACUUCACUAAACCGAUACAGUUUUCCAGCAGGCUUUGUUUUUGGGGCGGCAUCAGCUUCUUAUCAGUUUGAAGGUGCAGCUAAACAAGGUGGUAAAGGCCCCAGUAUAUGGGAUACUUUCACUCACAAAUAUCCAGGCAAAAUAGCAGACCGAAGUAAUGGAGACGUAGCCAUUGAUUUUUAUCAUCGUUACAAGGGGGACGUGGGAAUAAUGAAGGAAAUGGGCUUAGACGCCUUCAGGUUCUCCAUCUCCUGGCCUAGAAUAUUGCCACAUGGGAAACUAAGUGGAGGAGUGAACAGGGAAGGCAUCAGAUUCUACAACAAUCUCAUCGACGAGCUUCUCUCCCACGGUUUGCAGCCAUACGUGACCCUCUUUCAUUGGGAUCUUCCCCAAGCACUUGAAGAUGAAUACGGAGGUUUCUUAAAUACUAAAAUUGUCGAUGACUUCCGUGAUUACGCGGAAAUCUGCUUCCGAGAGUUCGGUGAUCGGGUGAAGAGCUGGAUCACCUUCAAUGAGCCAUGGACCUUUAGCAAUGGUGGGUACAGCAUGGACACUUUAGCCCCUGGCCGAUGUUCUCCAUGGGUGAGCUUAAGCUGCACCGGUGGGAAUUCAGGCACGGAGCCAUACCUGGUGGCUCACAACCAACUCCUUGCUCAUGCAGCAGCAGUGAAAGCAUACAAAGACAAGUAUCAGGCGUCUCAAGAGGGCAAGAUUGGAAUAACGUUGGUGUCACAUUGGUUUGUGCCCUACUCCAAUGACAAGGCAAGCAUCCAGGCUGCUCAACGAGCUAUUGAUUUCAUGUUUGGCUGGCUUUUGCAUCCAUUAACCUAUGGGGACUAUCCAGAGAGCAUGCGAUCUCUUGUUGGAAAACGGUUGCCGAAAUUAACCCCAGAGCAAUCCAUGGCAGUAAAAGGAUCAUUUGAUUUCCUUGGGUUAAAUUAUUAUACUGCCAAUUAUGCAGCUAAUGUCCUCUCCUUCAAUUCUGUUAACAUAAGCUAUAAUACAGAUUCUCAUGUUAAUUUGUCAACUACACGGAAGGGUGCCUUAAUUGGUAAACAGGCUGGUUCAAGUUGGCUCUUUGUGUACCCACGGGGAAUACACGACCUGUUACUUUAUGUAAAGAAACAAUACAAAGAUCCGGUGAUUUAUAUUACAGAGAAUGGGGUGUCGGAGAAGGAUGAUAGCUCGUUGACAUUGAAGGAAGCGCUGGUGGAUAACUUGAGAAUAGAAUAUUAUCAAAGCCAUCUUUCUUUUGUUCAAAAAGCCAUUAAGAAAGGUGUAAAUGUGAAGGGAUACUUUGCGCGGUCGCUUAUGGACAACUUCGAAUGGAGCGAUGGUUACUCAGUUCGUUUUGGUAUUAACUACAUAGACUACAAGAAUGGGCUGAAGAGAUACCCAAAGCACUCAGCUUAUUGGUUCAAAAAAUUCCUCCAACGCUAGGUUAAAGACAUGUUCUCAGUCCAUCCCAUGCAUCAUCUUGCCAAAUAUAAAACUGGUUUUUGUACUAAGUAAAUAAGCAUGGGAUCUUCUCUUAUUUAACUUUAAUUAGCUUUUUAUGUUUAAAGUUGUGAGCCUAGAUUGCACCUCCUCUUCAUCAUUAUUAGAUGGGGAAAAUAAAUAACAAGUGCAUACAUCCUUGCACAUACUUUCUAGGUCAACUUGAGUUCUGUGGAAGCAAGAGGCAGGAGUCCUUUCUUCUUCGUUUAAUACAAGAAAACUGAUUUUUUACCCGCA